Helianthus annuus (common sunflower) is the source of this 2238-nucleotide messenger RNA. RefSeq lists its product as uncharacterized. The coding region runs from base 1 to 2238 and encodes 745 amino acids. The transcript is spliced from 4 exons. The record is from RefSeq and is a predicted model, not a curated record. NCBI's taxonomy places the organism in Eukaryota, Viridiplantae, Streptophyta, Magnoliopsida, Asterales, Asteraceae.
AUGAUGAACGCGAAUGAUUUUUUCUUUUUCAAGUUUAACGAUGAAGUGGGUAUGUCGAACGUCCUUAAAGAUGGGCCAUGGAUAAUCAGAUCUCAACCAUUAUUUCUUGAUAACUGGACGCCAACUACUAAGCUUGAAAAGAAGGAGGUCAAGAAAGUUCAAGUAUGGGUCAAAAUUCAUGAAGUUCCUUUAGCGGCUUAUACGGAGGAUGGCUUGAGCUUGAUUGCAACAACCACUGGGGAUCCAAAAAUGCUUGACUCGUUUACCACAUCUAUGUGCAUGGAAUCCUGGGGCUGUAGUAGCUAUGCUAGAGCUCUGAUUGAGAUAUCAGCAGAUAACGACCUCCGGGAAGAAAUUUCAAUGGCAAUACCAGAACCUGAAGGGGAGGGUUUUAUUAAAGAGACCAUGUUUGUGGAAUACGAAUGGAAUCCGCAUCGGUGUGCUAAGUGUUGUGUUUUCGGUCAUGCGACUGAUGUUUGUCCUAAACAACCGAGGAGACCGGGCAAAGCUAUCCAGGAGAACCAAAAUUGGAAUGCUCAAAAGAAUCGUCCAGCUAAGAAGGUGCCAAUCGUGGACCAGGAUGGGUACACAGGUGUUUAUGGCAAGAAAGCGGCAAAGAAAGUUGGUAUACCCGUGAAUAAACAAAUAUCUAAGUUUGAAUAUCGUCCUGUAGGUUCAAAGCCGAAGGGGGACACCAAUAAAACAUCGAGUGCUACGGAUGUAAGGUCGAGUAAUCCUUUCGAUGUUCUUAACGAAGUGGAAGAUGUUGCAGGUACUAGUAACACAAAGUCGGGGGUAAACAAUGAUGAGUCCGAUGAUGAUGAUGAGGUUAUUGAGAAUGAUUUUGAUAUGGACGGGUUUUUAAAGGAGGGUACUCUUAAUGUUAAAAGUAAAGGGGCAAGCACUCCUUCUCCGAUAGUUAAUGAUGAAUCUCAUGUGGAUGUUGGUAAUUUGGGUAAGGUGUGUAAGUCAGUCUUUCGUUCGUGGGAGUGGACUUCUAACGGUGGUUGUUGUGACAAAGGCACGAGAAUUAUUAUUGGAUGGAACCCGGCUAUUUUUGAUGUGAUGAUUUUGUCUCAAUCUCCUCAGGUUAUGCAUCUUCAGCUUGUGUUUAAAUUGGAUAAAAGAAUGAUUUUUUGUUCUUUUAUUUAUGCUGCUAAUUAUUAUGUUUCCCGUAAAGAGUUGUGGCAUAAUCUCUCAGUGCAUAAAGCCCUUGUUAAUGAUAAACCUUGGUGCAUUAUGGGUGAUUUUAACUCGGCUCUCAACAUUGAAGAUAAUUCUAUGGGAACGUCAUCGAUUUCUAUUGGUAUGAGAGAUUUUCAGGAGUGUGUGGAUAAUAUUGAGGUUGUCGAUAUUAACCGAAUGGGGAUCCAUUUUACAUGGACUCAAAAACCAAAAAAUGGGGUAGGGUUACUAAAGAAACUUGAUCGAGUGAUGGGUAAUACAGCUUUUAUAGCUGAUUUUCCUAAUUCGGUUGCCAUGUUUAAGCCGUAUAGGUUAUCGGAUCACUGCCCGUGCAUUCUUUCAUUCCCGGAUGCUGGUAUGUUAAAGCCGAGGUCCUUCAAGUUUGCUAAUUUCCUGGUUUUCAAACCUGAGUUUUCGGAUAUUGUUAAAGAUAAAUGGGAGACGUCUGUGAAUGGUGUUCAUCAAUUUAGGGUGGUAAAAAAACUCCGGUUACUGAAACACCCGUUGCGCUCCUUGCUUUUCAAGCAAGGCAAUCUGCAUAAAAAAGUUGAAAAGCUGCGCGUGGAGCUGGAUUCUAUUCAGCAUCUUAUUGAUCGGGAUCCUGCUAAUGCGGAUUUACGAGUUUCUGAGACUUCGAUCAGUCGUCAGCUCCAAGAGGCUUCGUUAGAUGAGGAACGAUUUCUGAAAGAAAAGUCAAAAGUUGAUUGGUUGAGUGCGGGGGAUAUGAACUCGGCAUUUUUUCAUUCAUCACAGAAAGUCAGAAAUCAUGUUAGCCGGAUUGAGGUGAUCAAAGAUUCGGCAGCAUUACGAAAAAUUUUUGGGUCUCAAGGCGAUAUUUCUCUUACUCCGGCUCCGGAUUUAUUCUCUAAAGUCCUUGCUCCUCAGGUUGCUACUCAUAUGAUUCGUCAAGUUACGGCGGAAGAGGUGAAAAAGGCAAUGUUUUCUAUUGGUAUCGAUAAAGCGCCUGGUCCUGAUGGGAAACCUUCUUCGGGAAUUGAAUCACACGAAUAUUGUGCUCAUUCCGAAAAUUCCUACUCCUUCAGCUGUCAUUGA